AUGAGCAAGAGAUUCACUGUUGAUGAAGUGAUCGAUUAUAUCUUCAGUCACCAGAGCAAUAUUGAGGACAUAGAACUUAGCGAAACUGAGGAGGAUGUGUCGGAGGAAGAGGAUAAUCUUCAAUAUGAUCCCGAACAAGAGGAUGAAUCUGUUGGAGAGGAGGACCCGGCUGUCUCAGAUGCUGAAAGCGAAGUCUUCAAGUCCAAAAGAGGUGACAUGGCAUGGUCAUCAAGCCCCUAUGACACCCACAGCAGAGCACCAACAGAGAACAUUAUCAAAAGGACUCCAGGACCAACUAGAUUUGCUGUAUCACAUGCACAUGACAUCAAAACAACAUUUGAGUUAUUCAUACCACCAUCUCUUGAGAAGAUCUUGCUUGAGAUGACAAAUAUGGAAGGAAGAAGAGUGUUUGGAAAAAGUUGGAUGGAUAUUGACAAAGUACAGCUGGAUGCUUACUUGGGACUGCUGCUCCUUGCUGGGGUGUACCGAUCCUGCAAUGAAGCUACUGCCAGCUUAUGGGAUGGUGAGUCAGGCCGCUCUAUUUUUCGUGCUACCAUGUCACUUCAGACCUUUCAUGUGCUGUCAAGAGUAAUUCGCUUUGAUAGUAGGGAAACAAGAGCUGCUCGACGUGUGAAUGACAAACUUGCUCCAAUUCGGGAUGUUUGGGACAAGUGGGUGGAGCAAUUGCCACUCAUGUACAAUCCAGGGCCAGAAGUUACUGUGGAUGAGAGGUUAGUUCCUUUCAGAGGCCGCUGUCCCUUCAGGCAGUAUAUGCCGAACAAGCCUGGAAAAUAUGGCAUAAAAAUCUGGGUAGUAUGUGAUGCAAGAAACAGCUAUGCAUGGAACAUGCAAAUAUACACUGGAAAACCUGCCAGUGGAGUCCCAGAGAAGAAACAGGGCAAACGGGUGGUCCUGGAAAUGACAAAGGGUCUUCAGGGCCAUAACAUAACAUGUGAUAACUUCUUCACAUCAUAUGACCUUGGCCAAGAACUGCUGAAGAAGAAGCUGACCAUGGUGGGAACAGUCAGGAAAAACAAACCUGAGCUUCCUCUUGCACUUCUUGGAACAAAGGACAGGGCCCCUCUCUCCUCCAAGUUUGCAUUCUUGGGGAGAACCACAGUCGUGUCAUACUGUCCCAAAAAAAACAAAAAUGUCAUUGUGAUGUCCACCUUCCACAAGGAUGCUGCUGUGAGCAGUAGGGAGGACAAAAAACCAGAAAUAAUCCUGGAUUAUAACAAAAACAAAGGAGGAGUUGACAAUCUUGACAAGGUCACUGGCACCUACACAUGUAAGCGAAAGACAAAACGAUGGCCAAUGGCUGUCCUAUUCAAUAUACUGAAUGUCUCUGCAUACAAUGCGUUUGUGGUGUGGACAGAAAUAAAUCCUGGAUGGAAUGCUGGAAAACCCUUCAAGAGAAGGCUUUUCCUGGAGGAACUGGGGAGGUCUCUGGUAAAUCCCCACAUUGAAAGACGGCAGCAUCUUCCCAGAACCCAAACCUCUGCCAGUUUGGUGAGAGAGCUUCAGGCUGCACCCUCACCAGCAUCCUGCACAGGGAACCAGUCAGAGGACACUAGGGGGACGAAGAGAAAGAGAUGCCAGUCCUGUCCCUCCAACAAGGACAGAAAAACAAGCACAACUUGCCACAAAUGCAAGAAACACAUCUGCAAGGAGCACACAAAAACCAUCACAUAUUGUGAUUCAUGCAUGUAAACAAUACACUUGGAACACAGUUGGCCACAUUUAGGCACAUGUUUACACGCAGGUUUACACACAGGUUCACACACAGGCUCACACAUACAAACCAUAUUGUUUUUCAGUGUUCAAUUGAUAGCUCUAUGUUCUGAUUGCAUAACUGUUCUGAGUGAAAUAAAGUUAGUUUUAUUAAUAAGAAAUGACUUCUAACAUUUUUUCCUAAUGUAAAUCUAUACGGGUCAGUUUUGACCCGCAACACCACAAAUGUCACUAUAGUUGAUAAUGUUAAAUAAAAGGAGAAAAAACAAGAAAUUAUUAUUAGGCAUUUUCCAAUAAUAGUCUAUUAGACUCAGAUAGUUAGAUUGCCCCAUGGUCUUCACCAUAGGAAAUGUAAUAAAUUAUUUUAAACAGUUUUAUAUUAAUUGAAAAUUAGCAAUAUUUAGAACAAUGAAAGUUAUAUGGUACCAAAAUGAGAUUUAAAACAGUGUUUACAUAGAUAUAAAUACAAACUAAAUCACUAAUGAAGUUAAAAAACAAUAUUUAUCAUUUGCUAUUGUUUUUGAGUAUUUUGGCCUGACUUAAAUCAUGGGUCAAAUUUGACCCGCCAACACUAAAAAUGUGUGCAGCUUUCGAACACAUUACAAGG
Messenger RNA from Melanotaenia boesemani (Boeseman's rainbowfish), 2338 nucleotides. Its product is annotated as piggyBac transposable element-derived protein 4-like. The record is from RefSeq and is a predicted model, not a curated record. The transcript has a single exon. The coding region runs from base 1 to 1710 and encodes 569 amino acids. Lineage: Eukaryota; Metazoa; Chordata; Actinopteri; Atheriniformes; Melanotaeniidae.